Molecule: messenger RNA, 1386 nt
Organism: Dichotomopilus funicola
Lineage: Eukaryota; Fungi; Ascomycota; Sordariomycetes; Sordariales; Chaetomiaceae
Product: 26S proteasome regulatory subunit 6A
Exons: 4
Coding region: 1-1386 (461 amino acids)
Biological process (GO): proteasome-mediated ubiquitin-dependent protein catabolic process
Cellular component (GO): proteasome regulatory particle, base subcomplex
Molecular function (GO): ATP hydrolysis activity; proteasome-activating activity; ATP binding
Source: RefSeq, a predicted model, not a curated record
AUGUCUACCCUCGAGGAGCUCGACGACCUCGACCGCCGCGACCGCGAUGAGAAGGACAACAAGCAGGGAAAUGGGAAUGAUAAGAGGAAAGGAGAUGAUGAUGGCGAUGCCGAGAUGAAGGAUGCCGAGCCCGAGGAGGAAGAUGUUCUGGACCCGGAGAUCUUAGACCUCAGCACGGACGACAUCAAGACCCGUCGGCGUUUACUUGAGAACGAUGCUAGAAUCAUGAAGAGCGAGUACCAACGUUUAUCACACGAGAAAGCGACUAUGGCCGAGAAGAUCAAAGAGAACAUGGAAAAGAUCGCUAACAAUCGACAACUUCCAUACCUUGUGGGCAAUGUUGUUGAACUCUUGGAUCUGGACCCGACCGCCGAAUCCUCCGAAGAGGGCGCCAACAUCGAUCUGGACGCUACCCGUGUGGGCAAAUCAGCAGUUAUCAAGACAUCAACCAGGCAAACCAUUUUCCUCCCACUGAUCGGUCUUGUGGACCCGAACAAACUGCGCCCCGGCGAUCUUAUCGGUGUAAAUAAGGAUUCAUACCUCAUUCUCGACACUCUCCCCGCCGAGUACGACAGCAGGGUAAAGGCCAUGGAGGUCGACGAGAAGCCAACGGAGAAAUACACGGAUGUUGGUGGCCUGACUAAACAGAUCGACGAGCUCCUUGAGGCUAUCGUAUGGCCAAUGAAGGAGGCGGACAGGUUCAAGAAGAUUGGCAUCAAGGCUCCGAAGGGUGCCCUCAUGUACGGCCCACCUGGGACAGGCAAGACUCUUCUUGCCAGGGCCUGCGCUGCCCAGACCGAUGCGACCUUCCUCAAACUUGCCGGGCCACAACUGGUACAGAUGUUCAUCGGCGAUGGUGCCAAACUCGUCCGCGAUUGCUUCGCCCUCGCCAAAGAGAAGGCGCCGGCGAUUAUUUUUAUUGACGAACUGGAUGCCGUGGGCACUAAACGUUUCGACAGCGAAAAGAGCGGUGAUCGAGAGGUGCAGCGGACCAUGUUGGAGUUGCUCAACCAGCUUGACGGUUUCGCUUCCGACGACCGGAUCAAGGUCAUUGCCGCGACGAACCGUGUCGAUGUGUUGGAUCCCGCCUUGCUCCGGUCUGGCCGUCUUGACCGCAAGAUCGAGUUCCCCCUUCCGAAUGAGGAAGCCCGGGCACAGAUUCUCAAGAUUCACUCGCGGAAGAUGAAGGUGGAUGAGGCCGUCAACUGGGAUGAGUUGGCGCGGAGCACGGACGAGUUUGGUGGUGCCAUGCUGAAGGCAGUGUGUGUGGAGGCUGGUAUGAUUGCUCUGCGUCUGGGGAAGAACAAAAUUGGGCACGAGCACUACGUCGAUGCUAUUGCGGAAGUACAAGCCAAGAAGAAGGAUACCGUCAACUUCUAUGCCUAA